Kuraishia capsulata CBS 1993 is the source of this 1512-nucleotide messenger RNA. RefSeq lists its product as uncharacterized. Gene Ontology annotation, molecular function: transmembrane transporter activity. The transcript has a single exon. The record is from RefSeq and is a predicted model, not a curated record. The coding region runs from base 1 to 1512 and encodes 503 amino acids. Lineage: Eukaryota; Fungi; Ascomycota; Pichiomycetes; Pichiales; Pichiaceae. Gene Ontology annotation, biological process: transmembrane transport.
AUGAGUGCAAUAGAGGUGAAGGCAGUGGAUACAGACACAGCCGUACCCUCUAGAGUGGAGGGGAGACGAAGGGACUCUCAAUUCGAUCACGAAAGUGAGAAUGGAGACCUAGAUUUCGACAGAAAGAGUGAAAGUACCCAGAAGGAAGAUGAAGAAGCAAUUUCCUCGGAGACAGAUGCGGGUCCCCUCCAAUUGGAAGUUCCAGAUGGAGGGUAUGGUUGGGUCAUAGUGUUAGCAUGUUUCUUCUUCAACAUUAGCACAUGGGGAUCGAACGCAGGUUACGCUAUUUACCUAGCACAUUAUCUGAAUAACAACACUUUUCCGGGAGCAACAAAAAUCGAUUUCGGAAUUGUUGGUGGCAUUGUUUUUGGGUGUGGUCUUCCUCUGGCUCCACUGUAUAACUACAUGGUUGGAAGGAUAGGCUUGAAGUCAGUCAUCGUGAUCGGGAUCACCAUCCAGCUUGCCGGAACAUUAUUGGCUAGUUUCAGCACGAAGUACUGGCAAAUCCUGCUGACCCAGGGAGCUUGUGAGGGAGUGGGAAUGUCGAUGGUGGCCCUCACCAACGUCAAUCUUCUUCCCCAAUGGUUCAGGAAGAAGAGAAGCACAGCUAUCGGCUUUGCAGCAGCUGGAUCAGGAAUGGGAGGUAUUAUAUUCAAUUUGCCAAUGCAGCAGAUAAUAAAUAAGCAUGGUUUCAGAUGGUCUCUGCGAGUCCAGGCUAUAAUGUGUGCUAGUUUGAGCGUCAUAGGACUGUUUUUGGCCAGAUCCAGAGAAAAACAUAUCAGACCGGUGUAUAAGAUCUACGACAGACAGGUUUGGAGGUGUUUUGGCAUAUGGCUCGAAGUGAUUUAUUUGAUGCUCACCAUGUUGGGUUACGUCGUCUUGAUGUAUAAUCUGGCGGAUUUUACCAGAUCUUUAGGAUAUACCGCGCAACAGGGCUCGGUGGUCUCCACUAUGGUUUCCGUGGGAAGUUUGACCAUACGACCCUUUUGCGGAAGAAUCCUGGAUUACUAUGGUCCUGUCAAUGUUUCCAUUUUUCUUCAUGCAAUUGUGGGGGUUUUUGCAAUUGCAAUGUGGAUUCCUAUCAGAAACUUGGCUUCGGCUAUCAUAUUCGCCUUCAUAGAGGGGGGCAUGAUGGGAACGCUCUGGAUAGCAAUGCCUCCCGUAACUGCGAAGAUUGUUGGUUUGAGGAAGAUGGGAGUCGGACUUGCAGUUAACUGGAUUUUUCUGGGGGUGGCCGGGUUUGUCUCGCCAAUUAUUGGCAUAGACCUCAAGUCAAAAGAUAUCGAUGGCCACUCGUUUCCUGCCCAAUACCGCAAUCCGGCAAUAUUUGUGGGAUGUGUAUAUUUUGGAAGUGCCAUUGCCUUGCUGAUAAUGAGAGGCUGGAUCAUUGCCAGAUCAAAACUCGCGGAUGAGCGUUUUGGAGCUCGUGAAGAAGAUCAAGAUAGUCUGGAAAUUUCAGUUCCUCCAAUGGCUACCAUGCGCAAUCUGUUCACCAUGUACGGCAAAAUCUAA